Messenger RNA from Rotaria sp. Silwood1, 1059 nucleotides. Lineage: Eukaryota; Metazoa; Rotifera; Eurotatoria; Philodinida; Philodinidae. The record is from the annotation of a GenBank genome assembly.
AUGAAUACGGUUUCCUCGAACGUUUUUCACCGUCGCCUUGACGUUGAACCAUUGUACGCUAUUCGGGCCGAAGGCAAUUAUAUCUAUACCAAAGACGGACGCAAAAUUCUUGAUGGUGGUGUUGGUUCUGGUGUGACAACAAUUGGUUAUGGUCAUAAACGUGUCACUGAAGGUAUUGUCGAUCAGCUGCAGACUGUUAAUUAUGUACAAUGCACCACGUUUACCAGCAAAGCAGCUGAAGAGUUAGCUGAUGAGCUCGUCAAAGAAAGUGGCAUGAAAAGAGCUCUGUUCGUCAACAGUGGAUCCGAAGCUGUUGAAUCGGCAAUCAAACUUGUCAGACAGUAUCAUUUGGAAAACAAGCAACCUCAAAGAGUUAAUUUUAUUGCUCGCCGGCAGAAUUACCACGGUAAUUCACUUGGAGCACUUGGUCUCAGUAGCCAUAAAUUACGUCGUGAUCCUUUUUUACCAUUAUUCUCGCCUCAUUUUCAUCAUGUUUCACCAUGUUUUGCCUAUCAUUACAAGUUGGUUGACGAGUCGGACGAGACGUAUGUGAAGCGUCUUGUGGAUGAAUUGGAGGCCAAAUUUCAAGAACUCAGUCCUGAAACAGUGGCUGCUUUUUUCGCGGAGACGGUUGUCGGCGCCACAAGUGGUUGCACUCUAGCAAUGCCUGGUUAUUUCAAGGCGAUGCGUGAAGUGUGUGAUAGACAUGGAGCUCUCUUUGUUCUCGAUGAAAUCAUGUGCGGUAUUGGUCGAACGGGCAAACUGCAUGCAUGGCAAUGGGAAAAUCUUUCAUCUCCACCUGAUAUUCAAGUCAAUGGAAAGGGUCUCGCUGGUGGAUAUGCUCCUAUUGGAGCAGUACUUGUUUCAGCCAAAGUUAUUGAUAUGUUGUCUGCUGGUUCAGUUGCUCUCUACCCUUGUUCAAAAGGUACAUUCGACGGUAUUAGUGGAGAUCAUAUUAUCAUCGCCCCGCCGUAUACAAUUACUGAACAGGAGCUUGUUUUUCUUGUUGACAGUCUUAAAGCGUCGAUUGAUAUCGUCUUGCAAGCUGAUCCUGUUUAG